AUGGCGACGGGAGGAGAGAGGUUGUCGAAGCAGCAGCUUGCUGGUAAGUUUCAAAAAAAAACUUUUACAUUAGAUGAAAAGAUUAAGUUUUUGGAUUUUGCUAAGAAAAAUCCGAAAUUUGGAUGCAGAAAACUUGCAGAUAUUCACAGUAUCGGGAAAACAGCAGCAGCUACGAUCUUGAAGAAUGAAAAGAAAAUUCGUACUCAAUAUGAAAUGUUUCGUGAAAAAAACAAGAAACGUGAUCAUCAUGGAAAGUACCAUAAGUUGAAUGAAAUUUUAUUCGAAUGGUACCAGAGAUGUGCUGCUUCUAACAUCUACCCAAAUGGUGUUAUGUUGAAAGAGGAGGUGAUUGCAAUAAAGGAGCAACUAAAGAGCAGUGAAUUUGACGAUUUCAAAGCUUCUGAUGGCUGGCUAGAUCGCUGGAAAUCCACCUUCUCAAUCAAAGAACGUCGCAUUGUUGGCGAAGCUGGAGAUGUAUCUACAGAAGCCGUUUCUUCUUGGAUAGAGAGGGUGAACGAAUUGAUUGAAGGCUACUCUUUGGAUAACAUUUGGAACAUGGACGAAUCUGGCUGUUUUUUUAAAGCCUUACCAGAUAAAGGAUUAGUCUCAAAAGGAAAACAAGCAAAGAGUGGCAAAAAAUCAAAACAAAGAUUAACUGUCGCUUUUUUUGUCAAUGCAGCUGGCGAAAGAGUUGACGAACCCAUUAUUAUCUGGAAAAGUAAAUCACCACGCUGUUUCAAAAGAUUAAAGGAUCCUUCACGCCCUGCUGAUGUUCAUUACUUUUCUAAUCCUCAAUCUUGGAUGACAUCGGAUGUCAUGGAAACCGUAUUGACACGUUUUAACAGAAAGCUGGUACUCGAAGAUAGAAAAGUGAUCCUUUUUCUCGACAAUGCUCCCUGUCAUCCAGAAUCCAUUAUUGGCCAAUUCUCGCAGAUCAAGAUCGUCUUUUUACCGAAAAAUACAACUUCGAGGUUGCAACCACUAGAUGCAGGCAUCAUUCAAAAUUUCAAGGUCAAAUAUAGAAAAAGAUUUGUUAAAUACGUAUUGGCAAGAAUCCAGGAGAACACAUCAGAAACUGAAAUUGUCAAGGCUAUCAACGUGCUUGUUGCUAUUCGCUGGAUACAAGAUGCGUGGAAGGAAGUAUCCAGCUCGACAAUCAAAAAUUGUUUUCAGAAAUGUGGCAUCAAAAGAGAUAGCGAGGAGAUAGAAGAAAAUGACGGAGAUGAUGAUUUGGAGUUUGAGGCACUUAAGGUCAGAGAUGAUAGUAUCGAUGCAAUCUGCAAUCGAGAAAAGCCAGAUGAUCAGAUUCAGGAAAUUUCUGACGACGACCAAGAUGACGAGGAUAAUGACGACUAUGGGCCAGAACAAAAAGAGCAGAUGAGCUGCAAAGAAAUCAUCAUAACGUUGGACAAAAUGCGCCGUUGUACCGUCUUCGAUGAAGAAAGUCAAAAAAUGCUGACGGCAGUUACAAAAAAGAUUGAGGAUCUACAAAUUAAAUGCAAGAAGCAAGCCUCUAUCAAAGACUUUUUCUUGUAA
This is a messenger RNA of Hydractinia symbiolongicarpus, 1536 nucleotides long. Its product is annotated as tigger transposable element-derived protein 6-like. The transcript has 2 exons. NCBI's taxonomy places the organism in Eukaryota, Metazoa, Cnidaria, Hydrozoa, Anthoathecata, Hydractiniidae. Bases 1 to 1536 code for a protein of 511 amino acids. The record is from RefSeq and is a predicted model, not a curated record. Gene Ontology annotation, cellular component: nucleus. Gene Ontology annotation, molecular function: DNA binding.